AUGAUCUUCAUUCAGAAUGCGAGGUCCACGAAAAGUGGAGGAGGUUUUGGCAUUCAAAAGGGAUUGAAGGUGUCCACUGGCUCAAGACUCAUCAUUCGGAAUGCGACAGCUGGAAAUUCAGGCGGAGGAUUCUAUGCCAAUGGCAAGACUACCAUCACCAGGUCCACCGUCAGCAUUCAAAAUGCCACGGCCCAGCAGCACGGUGGAGGGUUUUGUGCUGAAGGAGCCGCAGUUAUCCAGGAUUCUACCGUGGCCAUGUUCAGCACGGAUGCCGGGGCAGAUGGUGGUGCUUUUUCCGUGUUUGGUUUGACUUUGCACAGAAGUCAAAUGUCGGUCAGCCACUCCACAGCGCUCGGAUCGGGUUUCGGAGGUCGUGUAGAUGGUCAAGUGCUUCUUUCAGCACAGUCUACGUUGGUGGUGAAGGAUUCCCAAGGUCUCGACAAUUCCGGCGUGCUGGCAGCAGGUUGCCUCCACCUACGUGAUCGGUCACGCAUUCUCUUUGAAGAUGCCCGUGGUGGCCAUGGGGUGCAGCUGCAAAAUAGUGGAUGCUCUGACGUUUGCUCAAACAGCACGUUCUAUGUCGAAGCGGAUGCAGCCCUCAACGCCAGUGGUCGCUUGAGCUCCGGUUUUCUCUCCCUUGCAUCCUGCCCGAAGGAGAAGGUACAUCUCUCAGGCAUCCACCUGCACUCCUGGUCCAGCGCGUUGCUCAGCACCCGGCCCAGUUCCGUGAUAAUCGGCCAAGUGACUAUCGACUAUGAACCACCUAUCGACAAUUUGCAGGUCCUGGCUGCCAAGGAUGGCUUUGACAUCGACUCUUUGACGGUUUCCUGCCGGAACUGCCCAUGGGGUGUGACUUUCAAUGCUACGAAGGAUAGAAGUCUGAAAGCCGUGAGCUCUGAAUAUCUCGAAUGCUCCAAGACCGUCACAGCGUCCAAAGGCCUGACGCAACGUUGCAAUUGUUCCAACUACCAGAUUGCAACCGAGCACUUCCGUGGUGUAGAUCUGGUGCCCUUGGAAAGCAGUUUGCAGACGUGCAUGUUCUGCAAACCUCACUUCCAUUUUCAGAAUGACGAUUGCCGGAAGUGUGGAAUCCUCAAUGCUUGGUCUGAUGGAAAGAAGGAUGUUUGUCACGUUCUGCCACGCCAGAACUCAGCAGAGUUGUUCGCACUCUUGACAGGUGCAGCUGUCGUGGUCAUUUUAACCUUCCUUGCUUUUGAGAUUUUGCAUGCUCCUUUGAUGAUCGUGGAUGCGAAAUCAUAUUUGGACCCAAGGCAAGCUGAAAGCAAAACCAUUUUCACGUUUUCCGUGCAGGGGCCGAUUGUUGAUCUUCCCAAAAGCCUGGCUCGAUUGGUGAACCGAAUGGUGCGUUUUCGGGCAAAGGGAACGGGAUUGAUAUGGCUAGACUACGACCAGAAGAAGUCCAACGCAAUCAAAGUUCGCAGUAUUGCACGCAGAAAGCUUUUGCUGCAAGACACGAGUCCCCCAUUUUUUUGCGCUUCGUGCAAGGGUUCUUUGCACGCCGCUGAUUUUGCUUACCUGCUUAUCUUGCUCACUGCAUGCAUAUUUGUUGGUGCAAUGCUGCCUGUCAUCAUCAAGGUAGCAGUCAUAUCCGGAAACGGUGUGGGACAUGUCUUCGUUACUACAAUUUAUGUGACCCUUCCUCUGGUUGCUGUUGCUGCGCUGCUGCACUUCCCGAUCGCGUGGCUGAUCCAACGGUUUUAUCGUAGAACGUCAUUUUCGGAGGCUUUGGAUGAGUACCGGAAGCAGAUCAAGUGCAAGCCAUUUCCAGGGCCUGAUGGAACCCAUCCUCGCAACCAGGGCUUGCAGGUUCUGACUUUGCGCGGCUUGUGGAUGCACUUUGAGAGCUUUAUUCUCGAGCGCAAUAUGCACUUUGUGGUUGCCAACAUAGUCAGGCCCCUAACUCAAAGCAAAGGAGUUUCCUUUGUAAGUCUUUGGGGUGGCAGGCAGGUGGAUUACUUUGUGUCCCAUUCCUGGGGCACGAGCUUUCCGCACUUCGUGUGUUCCAUCCAAUGCCAUGCGUUGUCCAAAGAGGGCCCCACUUCUUGGAUUGAUGCAGCAUAUUGGAUAUGUUCGUUUGCGAACAACCAGUGGAGAAUUGAAGCCGAACUGGGAAAUGAUCCCAUGGAGAGCGCCUUUGCACUCGCCUUGACAGCGGGAAUCAAAGGAGUCGCGAUGGUCAUGGACCCGGAAGCGCAGCCCCUCACAAGAGUUUGGUGUUUGUUCGAAUUUUUCCUGUCCAGCCGUCAGCACUUGGACCUGGUCUUCGUCACCAAUGCUGGUGUGGUGGGUGAUGAUGGUUGCAGCUCCUUUGACGUUGCGUUGGAGAUGGGCAAGAAGAUAGAAUCGUUGCAGGUUGAAACGUGCGAGGCAUCUUCGGAGGAAGAUAAGAAUGACAUUUUCCAGUACAUCAUCUCCGAGUUGGGAAGCCUUGAGCGAAUGGACGAGCAAAUCCGAGCGCUCAUGGCUGAGAUGUUGAUGCAAAAUUUAGCCAACAUGGAAAAGGCAACUGGAAGUCUUGUAGACCGUCUCGGCCAGGGCAGCGCAACAGUCGCAACCCUGAAUGAGAAGCGUUUAAAACCACAUGAUGAUCCACCUCGAUUGUGCGCAUUGGCUCGCCAUCAGGCGCCAUGCGCCCAAGCUGCGGCCGCUGCGUUGGACCAAAGAGUGACCAAAGACGCCACCCCCAGAGGUAGCCACCCUGUGUCCCAACCAGUAGCUGAAACGGGUGCCAGACAUCUGCAGGACUGUGAAGUGAUUGGCUGGGCGGAACUUUGUGAACGAAAGAAGUUGACGGCCGGGUCGUGCUUUCAACUCCAGCCCACCGCCGAAGCGCCACUCUGCGAGCUGCAAGGGCCGCACGGGGCGCCGGCGCAGCUGCGCCCAGCGACUGCUGGGAUUCUGACCUUGACAUCCGGGGAGCUACGCAUCACCGGGAAUGUGCGCCAAGACUCUGAAGUCGUGAUCGAGAACGUUUCAGCCAAGUCUGGUGCUGGCUUCCUUGCCACGGGAAAUGUCUACAUUUCGGACGACUCAAUGAUCUUUAUUCAGAAUUCCAGAUCCACCAAAAACGGAGGUGGCUUCUCAACCAGACGCCUGCGAGUGUCCAACAGCUCAGUUGUCAGCCUUCAGAAUGUGAGUGCUGGAAAGCAUGGAGGAGGUUUCAAUGCCCUUGGAGAGGUUGAAAUAGCUUGGAAUUCGACAGUCAAGAUUUCCAACAGUCGAGCUGAAUCAGGAGAUGGAGGAGGUUUUGACACUGAAAAGGGCUUGAAGGUGUCCACUGGCUCAAGACUCAUCAUUCGGAAUGCGACUGCUGGAGGGAGUGGAGGAGGAUUCUUGGCCAAGGGGAAAACCUUGAUCAGCAGGUCCACCAUCAGCAUUCAAAAUGCCACGGCCCAGGAGAUUGGUGGAGGGUUUUGUGCAUCUGAUGAAGUUGUCAUCAAUGAGAUGUCAAGCGUCAGCAUUUCCAGUUCAAGAUCGGGAGUGCAGGGCGGAGGCUUCCAUACGGACGAGCGCUUGCAGGUGACCAACAGCUCAGCUGUCAGCCUUCAGAACGUGAUUGCGCAGGAGUAUGGAGGAGGUUUCAAUGCCCUUGGAGAGGUUGAGAUAGCUGGGAAUUCGACAGUCAAGAUUUCCAACAGUCGAGCUGAAGCAAAAAAUGGAGGAGGUUUUGACACUGAAAAGGGCUUGAAGGUGUCCACCGGCUCAAGACUCAUCAUUCGGAAUGCGGCUGCUGGAAAUCAUGGAGGAGGAUUCUUUGCCAAGGGCAAGACCUUGAUCAGCAGGUCCACCAUCAGCAUUCAAAAUGCCACGGCCCAGGAGAUUGGUGGAGGGUUUUGUGCAUCUGAUGAAGUUGUCAUCAAUGAGAUGUCAAGCGUCAGCAUUUCCACUUCAAGAUCGAGAUUUGGCGGAGGCUUCCAUGCGGACGAGCGCUUGCAGGUGACCAACCGCUCAGCUGUCAGCCUUCAGAACGUGACUGCACAGAAGUAUGGAGGAGGUUUCAAUGCCAUUGGAGAUGUUGAGAUAGCUGGGCAUUCGACGGUCAAGAUUUCCAACAGUCGAGCUGAAGCCCAAAAUGGAGGAGGUUUUGACACUGAAAAGGGCUUGAAGGUGUCCAACGGCUCAAGACUCAUCAUUCGGAAUGCGGCUGCUGGAAAUCAUGGAGGAGGAUUCUUUGCCAAGGGCAAGACCUUGAUCAGCAGGUCCACCGUCAACAUUCAAAAUGCCACGGCCCGGCAGCUUGGUGGAGGGUUCAGUGCUGAAAGAGUUGCAGUUAUCCAGGAUUCUACCGUGGCCAUGUUCAGCACGGAUGCCGGGGCAGAUGGUGGUGCUUUUGCUGUGCUUGCUCUGAGUUUGCACAGAAGUUCGAUGUCCAUCAGCAACUCCACUGCACUGGGAUCAGGCUCCGGAGGUCUUGCAGAUGGUCAAGUGCUUCUUUUAUCUGAAUCCAACUUGGUGGUGAAGGAUGCCCAAGGUCUCGACAAUUCCGGCGUGCUGGCAGCAGGUUGCCUCCACCUACGUGAUCGGUCACGCAUUCUCUUUGAAGAUGCCCGUGGUGGCCAUGGGGUGCAGCUGCAAAAUAGUGGAUGCUCUGACGUUUGCUCAAACAGCACCUUCUAUGUCGAAGCGGAUGCAGCCCUCAACGCCAGUGGUCGCUUGAGCUCCGGUUUUCUCUCCCUUGCAUCCUGCCCGAAGGAGAAGGUACAUCUCUCAGGCAUCCACCUGCACUCCUGGUCCAGCGCGUUGCUCAGCACCCGGCCCAGUUCCGUGAUAAUCGGCCAAGUGACUAUCGACUAUGAACCACCUAUCGACAAUUUGCAGGUCCUGGCUGCCAAGGACGGGCUCAAGGCGUCAGCAGGCGACAGUGUGGGACGACGGCUUCUUCAAGCUGCGAGAGAUUUUGGAUGUUCGGGUUUUGACUAA
Messenger RNA from Cladocopium goreaui, 4941 nucleotides. The record is from the annotation of a GenBank genome assembly. Lineage: Eukaryota; Dinophyceae; Suessiales; Symbiodiniaceae.